AUCUCUCUUAUCUUUUUGUCUCGGGUAAGAAACAGUAUGCCGUCGUCAAGCAUAAACGCGUCUGAGUCCACGAUGAAGAAAGGAACAAAACGAAAAAUCGAAAUCAAGAAACGAGAAACCAAACAGCAACGAGCGGUGGCUUGCUCUAAACGCCGUCAAACUCUGUUUUCGAAAGCGGCCGAUCUCUGUCAUCUCUCCGGAGCCAACAUCGCCGUCUUUGUAACUUCUCCCUCAGAGAUCUCCGACGUUGUUUACUCCUUCUCCGGAUACUCUCCUGCCCAAGAGAUCGCUGAUUGUUACCUAAACCGCAAGCCACCUCCUAAGAUUGAUGUUAAAUCCCAGUCGACGAAGCUAGGGUUUUGGUGGGAAGACCCUGAUCUAUACAAUUCUUGUGAUGAUCUCUCUGAGUUAAACAUCCUCGAGGAUCGUGUAGAGAGAGUGAAGAAGCAUGUGUUGGCUUGCCUUGAGAAGAAAGAAAAGUCGCAAUCUGUUGUUUCCAACACCGAACAAAACCCUAUCACUGACGAGGAUUGUGAUCGAGGUUUUGAUCUAAACUCUAGCCCUUCUACAUAGGAUCUUCUUAUUCUCUCUCUCUUAAAUUCUUUUGUAAUAUUGAGUUUCUCUUAAAUCCAACAUUUAACAAAAAAACAUUUAACCCUUUAUAUCUAUUAUGAGCCAGGGCUCAUCUAUGUAAUUAACAUAAACAUAUUGUAUAUUUGGGUUAUUUCCAUACUUUGGUAUUAGGUUAAA
Camelina sativa (false flax) is the source of this 750-nucleotide messenger RNA. Its product is annotated as agamous-like MADS-box protein AGL97. Gene Ontology annotation, molecular function: RNA polymerase II cis-regulatory region sequence-specific DNA binding; protein dimerization activity; DNA-binding transcription factor activity, RNA polymerase II-specific. NCBI's taxonomy places the organism in Eukaryota, Viridiplantae, Streptophyta, Magnoliopsida, Brassicales, Brassicaceae. The record is from RefSeq and is a predicted model, not a curated record. Gene Ontology annotation, biological process: positive regulation of transcription by RNA polymerase II.